Molecule: messenger RNA, 4803 nt
Organism: Cladophialophora yegresii CBS 114405
Lineage: Eukaryota; Fungi; Ascomycota; Eurotiomycetes; Chaetothyriales; Herpotrichiellaceae
Exons: 2
Coding region: 1-4803 (1600 amino acids)
Biological process (GO): rescue of stalled cytosolic ribosome; ribosome-associated ubiquitin-dependent protein catabolic process
Cellular component (GO): RQC complex; cytosol
Molecular function (GO): ubiquitin protein ligase activity; zinc ion binding; ribosomal large subunit binding
Source: RefSeq, a predicted model, not a curated record
AUGAGCAAGAAGUUCAAGUCACAAGCAUCCGCUGCAAGCGCUCGUGCUGCUUCUGCCACCUUAGGGUCAUUCUCUCCCGGUCCCAGCUUCGGGGCUCCCGCUCCUGUCGGGUUCCAAACCGCGCCGUCCCCGCUGUCCUACAUCGCUGAACAACCCGACUUGAGUACCAUCACGAAUGCCAACCUCGUUGUCACACUACGGAACCUGGGGAAGAAAGACAGUACAACCAAAGCUAAGGCUCUUGAGGAAUUUCAAGAUUAUGUGGGCUCUCUAGGCUCGGGUGAGGCCAUCGAGGCUGGCUUACUAGAUGCCUGGAUCAGCCUGUACCCUCGAACCUCGAUCGAUAACUCUCGCAGAGUUCGACAGCUCGCUCAUACUUCGCAAGGCUCACUCACAACCCUUGCCGGAAAACGAAUAGCUCCUCAGCUACCUAAAGUGAUCGGAGCAUGGCUCUCUGGCUUGUAUGACAGUGACCGGCUGGUUGCUCGAACUGCACAAGACUCUGUUUCAACAGCUUUCAACACCGAGGACAAGAGACGAGCGUUAUGGAAAGUCUAUCGAGGUGCCCUAGUCGAUUACGCCAACGAUGCGAUUCUUGUACAGACCCCUCAGACGCUGAGCGACGAACGCUCAACCACACCAGACGACGCAGAGUCCAAGUUCGUCCGCGUGGUGGGCAAUGCGGUGCAACUGCUCAGCCAGGUCAUCAAGGUCAAUUACCCAGCGGCGCGUGCGGACAAAUUUGACGGGCUAGACACCAUCAAGAUCAUCCUCGAAGAGAAGAAGCUAUGGGAAUACUCAUCACAUCACGACCCAACCCUGCGGAGAGCUCUUUGUAGCUUAGCCAAAACAUGCGCGGAUACGAUUGCCCAAGAACUGGAUUGGAAGACCCUGAGUGCUUGCUUCAUUGGUAAAGCCCUGCACAGCAACCAGCUUGGCUCAUCCCGCCAGCUCUCAGAAGCUCUUCUCAGUCUCACAUCGAUCCGACCUGAGAUAUGGACGAUAGACUACACUUCAAAAACGGCGGCGUCAAAAUGCCUAUUCCAGUUUCUGCGAAAAGGAUCACAACGAGGUCCUGCCGAAUUCUGGUCCGAUGUUAAGGCGCUCAUCAAGGGCAUUCCUGUUGAAGCUUGGAGCACGAACACGAAAGACGGCAAGGUCCAUUCAGAAGAUGCCGCAGCUUUGCUAGAAUCUCUGCGUGCUGGUGUGAUGAGUAACGAAGAGCCACGUCAGAAUCUCGAGGCUGCAUGGUCGUCUUAUGUUGAGAUCUCUUUCUGGCUACUAGAGCGACUGGAUGACGAGCAGUUAAAAGUGAAGUUACUGGAAGACAAUGCCCUCCCUAUGGUCACGGAAUAUGCUGCGCCGGACCCCAAUCAAAGUCUGUGGGUAGUUCCGAGUACGUGCGAUACCGAGGUAGCGGCAUCAAUUCUCGUCAGCAUCCUUCGCCGGGGAAUGCAUUCCUCUUUUGAAACUACCUGGACAGGGUUGUGCCAGAGUCUUAGCGAUCACAUGAGAUUAUCACUGCCAGAGUCCUCGAAAGACUUCAUCAAGUCACAGGAUAAGGUCAUUGCUCAAGCUCAACGUCUCUUCCGACUCAAGAGGAUCAUCCUGGAAGCUCAACACCUUGCAUCAUCGGAGAAAGCACACGUAGCUGACCUUAUUCGGAGAUCAGACGAGAGCUUAGUGGUUGUGGCGAUUGAGCUCUUGAAGGCACGAAAUGGAAAGCCAUAUGGUGCAGCUGGUGUCCUCGAAUUCGUUGUCGCUCCUACAGAUCCACUUCCCAGGUCGUUGGAACUUUUCCUGGAUUCGGAGGCCCUGAAGCUGCUUGCUAGUCCAUCAGCAGAGUACUUGGUAUCAUUAUUGCUACGUGCACGCAAAGGCCUAGCACAAGUUUUUACGGCGUUGGUGUCUGGGUGCGAGAGACCCAGCGCCUCCGCCGCACUUGCUCGACUCGCUGCCGACCUCUCUGAAGAAGAAUGUUUGCAAAUCCCUGAUUUCGAGCCCUUCAUUUUGGAGCUGAUACCAUCACAACUUGAUACCUUGACCACUCAGCAAGUGGUUAAGAGCGUACUUCAGAAUCCCAAACUCACCUCAUCUGCCGUCCACAAAAGAAUCUGCCAGAAGUUAGUCGAUCAGCUGUCUCCAGAAUACGGGACAAGUACCCAGCAAGCCGUUCUUCGCUUUUUGCUCGGCCUUUUCAAUUACCGCGUUGUCAAGUCCUCCCCUUUCUCCGGCGAUGUAGGAAGACUGCUUCUCGCGAAGCUGCUCCUGCUCACCGAUUCUGGCGACGAGGAAACAUCCGAACUUGCGAGCUCAUUGCUGGGAAAGCUGAAAAGCACGCCGACAGGGACGUCGUCCACAGCAGUCUCUUCUGCGGCCCUCAUCGCAGACCAGCUCUCGCGAAGAGGUGAUCCCCUCCCUAUCUUCGUCCUCAUCGACCUUGGCAAGGACACCCUGAAAGCAUUGUCGGCACCAGAUGGCAACAUGCUCGGCUCACUUCUUCCCACCACAGCUCAGUGGGAAAACUCCCUCAAGGAUCACAUCACAAGACCGCCACCGCCAUCAGUUUCUAUCACCAGUCCCUUACGCGGCCUGAUCUCCAUGAUCACGCCUGUGCAUACAAGCACACUGACACUGACUAGAGACUCGGAGGGAUAUUCCUACCUAUUCCGUCUGUUUCUAUACGUGACCAAGAUGAUGAACGCCAAUAACCUCUCCAUGGUACAGUCCGAAGAACAGUUGAUGACACUGUACACCUACUACCCUCUGGCCCUACAGCUUGUGAACGACAAUUUGACCAUAGAGCGUCCAGAUGGCCUUUGGCAUAACACCAAUAACGAGGUUGUGGAAGAGGCUGCUGAAGCAGUCUCGCAAGGCACUUCAUUGGUGCAGAAGUGGUUGCAGGAUGACAAGUUAAUCAGACUUUGGAUAGAGGCAAUCCGUUCAACGAAUUCACUGGCUCCAAAUGCGUACUAUCACGGUUUGGCCUUUACCGACAUCGCAGCGCGCUUUGUUGAUGAGCAUGGCUCCGCAACGUUCAUAUCAGCCUUCGAAGCAGAAAUAAAGGACCUGUAUCAUGCAGACGAAGCCGUUCGGUCCGCAAGCUUGAUUUCUGCUUGUCGGGAUUACUUUAUUAGCUCUCAACAAGGACGAAGACUGUUGAACGAGUUGGUUGCAGCUGUGACGGCCAUAGACGUACCCUCCACAUCGAAUAUGGCAUUGAGGCCACUGAUCCUCCUUGACAUCCUACUAGGCGGGAGUUCCGAACCCGUAGAGGGUAUACCUGGCCAACGCCAGAAUUUCCUUAUGCAGACUCUAGUACGCAUUCUUUCCGAUUCUUCAGCAGGAUCAAACUCCCAAACAUUGGCUAUCAGACUUCUUGAGCCCAUCGUUGUGGCUGUCAAAGAUCUCUACGGAGAACAUUGGGAAAGAAUCUUACAAGGUCUCAACGCUAUCCUGCAGAACAGAAGCAGCUUAAAUGAGGAUCUUCCCAUCUUGCAUGCGUCGCUCCGGCUCCUCGGGCGACUCAGAUCUCUGGCCCAAUCUGAUGGAGCGAAUGAGGAUCUAGUGGAGACGUGGGAAGUCACAGAGCCGUCCCUAGAAGAGGGCUUGCUGGAUUGUUUGCGUGGGUUUAACAACUCAUUGAAUGAGAUCAAUCAGCCUACCCGGAUCACUGCAGAACUUCUGCGAAGGCAGCUGUCGCAGAUCCCUGCCCGCCACGAUGUGACCCUAUAUCCUUUUCUUUCCUCACCACUGGACUCCAUCCAAGGAGCAGCCUACCACCUUCUGCAUCGUUCUAUCCCUGCAGAGCAAGAGCAGAUAUCGCUGGACGUGGCAUUGGAACAGAAAGGCGCGCAUCUGCCGACAGAACUCCUGGAACUGCUGCUCGACGUGCCACAAACCUCCGCGAGGACAGAUGCACCGUUGUAUCGAGGUUAUCUGCUCUGCUGGAAGCUGGUAUUCGAUCACUUCCCAAAGGCCUCAUACAAGCUUCAGGAAAUGUACACCACGGAUAUCAAAGAGAAAGGUGUAGUGGGAGAUCUCCUCGAACUGAUUUGCGACGUUUGCCGGAUCACGAGUACUCACCCGCUUGACGCCUCGAAAACCAAUGUCAAAGACUUUGAAAUUGGCACUGGCGAAACAGAAGAACAGGAAGAGCAGCGCUUGAUACUGCAUCUUUACUAUUGCUGCCUAUUGUUCCUUCCCGGGCUUACCCGGAGCUGGUUCAUAGAACAAAAGAAUCGUGUCAAGACACCACUCGAGAGCUGGACUCAGAAGUACUUUUCACCAGCCCUGAUCUCGGCCGCGGCUGCUACAGUCACCAACUGGGUACAAAGUCAACCCCAAGAUGAGGGCGAUUCACCCGUAACGGUCAAAACAUCACUCAGUGGGUCCGAGACAGUGGCGUCGAUUGCUGUGGAUCCCGAGUCACCGCCUAUCUCUUUGGCCAUCUCAAUACCAAAGAGUUACCCUCUGGAUUCCCCGAGUGUCUUUUCGCGCACCCGAGUGGGUGUUUCUGAGAAGAACUGGCAGUCAUGGCUGCGGACUAUUCAGAUCAUCAUAUUCAGCACCGGCAGCAUCAUUGAGGGCCUCAUCGCAUUCCGACGCAACGUGCAAGGCGUAUUGAAAGGACAAAGCGAAUGUGCCAUCUGCUAUUCUAUCAUCGGCACAGAUAUGCAAAUUCCUAACAAGCGGUGCGGAACCUGCAGGAAUACCUUCCAUGGCGCUUGCCUAUUCCGCUGGUUUAAGAGCUCCAACAGUUCGAGUUGUCCACUCUGUCGCAACAAUUUCAACUACGCUUAA